AUGGACUACUACAAUUAUUAUUGGCAUUUAUCGUGGAUUUAUUUAUUAUGUGCAGCGUAUAGAUUGGCUGAUAAAGGAAAUUGUGAUGUUUGGUUGGGGAAUGAUCGAGGUACGCGGUACUCACUUGGUCACAAAACAUUGUCUUACAAGGAUUAUGCGUACUGGAACUUUGGUUUUCAUGAAAUUGGAGAGAUUGACCUGCCUGCCAUUUACGACUACAUUUUGGGGACAACUAAAUCACCAAUUUAUUUUAUCGCGCAUUCUUUAGGUGCGGCAGAGUUUCUAGUGUCAAUGUCUCUACAUCCAGAAUAUAUUUCUAAAAUCCAGGGAUUUAUUGGAUUAUCUGGAGCUGUAUUUCAAGGAAAUACGUCUAACCCUGUUUUUAAAGCAAUUUCUCCCUUCGUCAAGUUACAACAAGGCAUUCAUGACCUAUUUUCAAUUGGCCCAAUAGUUCCUCCCCAAGUGCUUCCAUUAAUGAAUGUCGUUGGAAAUGUGUGUUCACCUACGAUUUCCUUGCGAUGGCUUUGUGUGACAAUUAUGGAGGCAAUGAUUGGUCUGGAUUCUAAGGAGGCAAAUUAUGCAAUAGUACCUGACGUAAUGUCUCACAUUUUAAGUAGUACUUCGAGCAGAAAGACGUUCCAUGCACUUCAACUAAUUAACGAGGGUGUGUUUGCAUAUUAUAAUUACUACCAAAGAAAUAUCGAAGUAUACGGACAACCUAAUCCUCCCAGUUACCAGCUCAAUAAUAUUACUGUACCAACCGUGUUAUUUUGCGCUGCUGGAGACAACAUUGUAACAAUUCCGGAUACCUAUAAGUUGGCAGCAAACCUACCAAAUGUGAAGAAAGUAGUGGAAAUAGAUUUUCCCAAAUUUAACCACUUUGACUAUAUUUAUUCGAGGCAUAUAAAUGAAUUACUGCAUGACCGAAUUAUCGAGCUGAUUGAGCAAGACAUGGUUGUCGACGAUCUUCCCAAUAAAUUGAAUGCUUGAUCAAAUACUGUGAAUAUUAUUUAAUCCAAUCUCAUUAAAUCGCACUUACAUAAAAUGGUAAAUAUUAUCAUAUAAUGUUGAUUUUUAA
This is a messenger RNA of Folsomia candida, 1078 nucleotides long. Its product is annotated as lipase 1-like. Bases 1 to 990 code for a protein of 329 amino acids. The record is from RefSeq and is a predicted model, not a curated record. The transcript has 7 exons. NCBI's taxonomy places the organism in Eukaryota, Metazoa, Arthropoda, Collembola, Entomobryomorpha, Isotomidae.